Durusdinium trenchii is the source of this 885-nucleotide messenger RNA. The record is from the annotation of a GenBank genome assembly. NCBI's taxonomy places the organism in Eukaryota, Dinophyceae, Suessiales, Symbiodiniaceae.
AGACCAUCCCAGACCCAGAACCAGCACGGGGCGAAUUCCUUGCCAUGGAUAGCCCUUGGGAGCGCUUGCGGGACGGAGGGGCUGCCGAACGCCAGGACCGUGCUUUGGUCCUUGCAGCGGUGGCGGAUGAGGGGAUUGCUCUACAGUUUGCGGCCUGCGAGCUACAGGAUGACCGAGAGGUGGUCCUCGCCGCCAUUGAGCAGGACCCGGAUGCCCUCCAAUAUGCCUCCAAGACCUUGCGGGGCUGCCGAGAGGUGGUCGCAGCUGCCGUGUCACGUGCAGGUGAGACCUUGCAGUUUGCAGAACCAAAUCUCUGGGAGGACCGGGAGCUCCUUUGGUCGGCAGUCUCUGCGGAUGGACGCUUGCUGCGACUGGCGCAGUCGCAAGACAAGGAGCUAGUGCUGACAGCAGUGCGACAGGAUGCAGAUGCAUUUGGGUUUGCCUUUGCCGAGUGGAGAGGAGACAAGGAGGUGGUGAUGUCUUCAGUGAGGACCAGUGGGGAGAACCUCAAGCUGGCCAGUGAGGAGCUUCAAGACGAUGCAGAAGUGGUGAUGGCGGCCAUCAAGUUCGACGGCCUGGCUCUGCAGUUUGCUUCGCCACGGCUCCGCGAGGACCGAGACAUUGUCCUGCUUGCCGUGCAGCAACAUGGCUGUGCUUUGGAGUUUGCCAGCGAGGAACUUCGGUGUGACCGGCAGGUGGUGCGGGAGGCGGUGAACCGAACUCCACGCUCCUUGAUGUUGGCGCUGGGUGAAAGGACUGGAAGAUCCCCCGGAAGACCGAGAUCAGCUUUUCAUCUCUGGAGGUGGUUUGGCCGAGGAUGAAGAGCUAGAGUCCUUUGCACGGGAUGUACGAUGCAGAAUCCAAGAAACCGGUAAAUAAAUGUAC